Molecule: messenger RNA, 1453 nt
Organism: Hydra vulgaris (swiftwater hydra)
Lineage: Eukaryota; Metazoa; Cnidaria; Hydrozoa; Anthoathecata; Hydridae
Product: serine/arginine-rich splicing factor 5
Cellular component (GO): nucleus; cytoplasm
Molecular function (GO): mRNA binding
Source: RefSeq, a predicted model, not a curated record
AAACUGCUGCCGUAAAACGGUGAGGGAAGUCUUUUUCGUUAUGAAAGUCAAAGAGAUGAAGGAUUCGUACUUUCUAUUAAAAGUACCAUUUUACAAAAAUGUUUAUCUUUUGCUUCGUCAUUAUAACUAAUAGAAAAAUAAAAUGUCAGACUACAGGGAACGCAGAGAUCGUUAUAGUGACCCUCGUCCACCUCUUCCAUCCAAAAGUAUGAUGGGUGCUCGAAUAUAUAUUGGUAAACUUCCAGGUGAUAUCAGGGAAAGAGAUAUAGAUAAAGCUUUUAGUAAAUUUGGACAUGUGAGAGAAAUAGCUAUGAAAGGAAAUUAUUGCUUCCUACAAUACGAAAAAACAAGAGAAGCUGAAGAUGCAGUUUAUGAAAUGCAUGAUAGAUCUUUUUUUGGUGAAAGGAUACAAGUAGAACAUGCACGACAACCAAAAGAGUUCGGUUUCAGAGCCCCAUCAAGAUUUGGUGGAAGUCGCGGUUAUGGCGGUUACAGCAGAAGUAGUACAUAUAGUAGCAGUCGUGAUUAUUCAAGGCGACGAUCUCCUCCACAAAGAAGCGAUUACAGGCUUUCAGUAACUAAUCUUUCCACAAGAUGUGAUGCUCAGGAUCUCAAAGCUGUGAUGCAAAAAGCAGGCGAUGUUGUAUUUUCAGACGCACAUAGGCGCAGGGUCGGAGAGGGUGUUGUUGAGUUUGCAUCAAGAAAAGAUAUGGAGCGAGCUUUAAAGAAACUUGAUGGUUUGGAAAUUAACGGAAAGCCUAUUAAACUAAAAGUGGAAGAGGCACGCAAUGCUCAUAAGUCACGAUCUCGAUCCCGAUCUGAAUCCGGAUCAAGAUCAAGAUCAAAGUCAGAAUCUGGAUCUCCCAGCAGAAAACGACGGCGUCAUUCAUCGAGAUCCGGUUCAGACGAUGCCUCAGAUCGUGAAGAAAACGAGCGUACAAGUGCCAAAGUUGAUGAGAAAGCUGCUAGCGAUGAUGAAGAAUUCGAAGAAGCAGAACGGAAUGUUAAAAGGAAAAAAGAGCAACGGAAAGAAGCUAAUGGUGAUAAAGGAUCAGGUUCGGAGUCUGAUGGUCCAGAAGAGUUAAGUAAAGAUGAAGCUGAAAAUGAUGACGAUGAAGACACUGAAAUAGUUGAAGAAAUUGUUGAGGAAGAGAUUGAAGUCGAAGAAGAAGUAACUCAAUCCAAUGACGAAGAAGACGAAACUGAAGUAGAAUCAAAAAAACACGAGGAACCUAAAGAAGAUAAUUUAGAUGAACUUACUGAACCUGUACAAAGAAACCGCGAAAGCGGGAGCGAAUCACCCGAAUGCGAAGAAAAUAACGAAUAAGUUUUCGACUUGUUAAGCUUUAGCUGAAGGUUUAUAAUGUUGUAUAUAAUAUUUUAAGCUUGCUAUGUCACGUUCAAGGUUUUACUUUGUUAGAGGACGAAAUACAAAAGGUUUUUCUAUUUUUAA